AAGCACCACCAGGGGCGCUACAGACACCACGUUGCUGUCAGUGUGAAGGUAACGGACACUAACAGUCAGGGGGAAAAGACAGGAGGCGAUCAUAUUCCACCCGGACACGUAUUCUGUGACACCGCAGCGUGCAACAGCAAAAGCCUUCCCCUCUCGCUGCUCGGUCUCCAGCAGCUCCCGGUCCCAGCAGCUCUCGGUCCCAGCCGGUCCCGACAACAUGCAGGCGGAGUUCCGGGCUCCUCGGCGGCGGACCCGGGUGCACGAGGCAUACGAGGCUCCGCUGCCGGUGGGUCGCAGCCCGGGGGAGAGGGCUGAGUUCCGGGCGGAGCUCAUCAACCAGCACGUGUUGGUCUGUCAUCGAGACCACAUCCAGAAGAUCCACAACCAGGGAUAUUUUGGGAAAGGUAUCCUUUCCAGAGCGAGACCAGACCACAGCAUUUCCGACAAAUGGGAGGAACACAAAGGUUUGUUUCUACCCGUCGUCUCACAGUCGAGGUACGAGGAGAUGCUCAGGUGGGCGGAAGCAGCUCUCGUCGCUCAGGGAUUGGAUGGCGAGGCUGUCAGUCAAAUCCUGAGCAGUAUUUCUCAGCCUGUAGAGAUGGAGGAUGUUAGGAGGGAGGUGGCAGGGGGGAAGAAUGGGCACAGGGGUGAGGAGGGGCCAGGACCAGAGGGUGGAGUCUGUCUCGGCACAAAGAGGCAGAGGUCAGAGGUUGAGCCGGAGGCCAAAAGAAGCUGCAGGUUGGACCCUCAAGGACUGAAUCUUGAUCACAGCUCAGACCCCAAUCACGACCCCGAUCCUGACCCUAGCUCUGACUCCGACCCCAAUCAUGACCCCGAUCCUGACCCUAGCCCUGACACCGACCCCAAUCAUGACCCUUAUCCUGACCCAAGUUCUGACUCCGACCCCAAUCUUGACCCUGAUCCUGACCCAAGCUCUGACUCCGACCCCGAUCCUGAGCCUUUGGUACCAGGGUCUGGUUUUGUCCUGGUGGUCCGGGACAGUGAGGUCGGUGACGGGGUCCGGGGGGUCAGAACGACUCCGUUCUCUCUGUCAGAGUAUCUGCAGCUCAGUCCGGAGGAGGCCUUCUUCCUGGUCUACAGUCUGGGCUGCCUGUCUGUCUACCUGCACCAGGAGCCCCUGACGAUCAUCCAGCUGUGGAGGAAGUUCCGGUCCCUGAAUCCCGACUUUGUCACCUCAUAUGCAGCUUAUCAUCACUUUCGCAGCAGGGGGUGGGUCCCUAAAGGAGGGGCCAAAUACGGCGUCGACCUCAUGUUGUACCGGAAGGGCCCACCUUUCUACCAUUCAAGUUACUCUGUGGUAAUUGAGCAGGUUGACGAUACAUUCAGAGGUUCUGCGUUGCGUCCAUUUUCAUGGCGUUCUCUGGCGACUCUCAACAGGAUCACUGCCAGUGUCUCCAAGGAACUGAUGUUGUGUUACAUCAUCCAUCCAACCGACCUGACAGCGGCUGAGCUGGACUCACCUGAGUGUCUGAGCAGACUGAAGGUCCAGGAAGUGAUUGCCAGCAGAUGGGUUUCCUCCAAGGAGCGGGCAGAGCAGGAGGACAUCUGAUUGGCCGGACAGGAGAAACUGGUGACGUCACAGUGACGCAAAGUGGCAUGAGGUCACGACGAGACCAACCGAAAUCAGAUUUUCACGUUUCAGUGUGAAUUUACCCGUAUAUUUUUGUAUUAUUAAAAGAAAGUAUGAGAAA
This is a messenger RNA of Scophthalmus maximus (turbot), 1712 nucleotides long. RefSeq names its product TSEN2 tRNA splicing endonuclease subunit (gene tsen2). The record is from RefSeq and is a predicted model, not a curated record. Gene Ontology annotation, cellular component: tRNA-intron endonuclease complex. The transcript has 13 exons. Gene Ontology annotation, molecular function: nucleic acid binding; tRNA-intron lyase activity. NCBI's taxonomy places the organism in Eukaryota, Metazoa, Chordata, Actinopteri, Pleuronectiformes, Scophthalmidae. Bases 218 to 1570 code for a protein of 450 amino acids. Gene Ontology annotation, biological process: tRNA-type intron splice site recognition and cleavage; tRNA splicing, via endonucleolytic cleavage and ligation.